This is a messenger RNA of Cladophialophora carrionii CBS 160.54, 555 nucleotides long. RefSeq lists its product as uncharacterized. The transcript is spliced from 3 exons. The record is from RefSeq and is a predicted model, not a curated record. The coding region runs from base 1 to 555 and encodes 184 amino acids. Lineage: Eukaryota; Fungi; Ascomycota; Eurotiomycetes; Chaetothyriales; Herpotrichiellaceae.
AUGGCUCUCGAACCUGAGGUCCACCACCUCCAACCCAACGCCUACGCCCCCAACAGCGACCUCCCCGUGCUGGUUUACCGGGACGUGCUACCCCUCCCCGUGACAGAAAGCACAGCGACAACCUUCCUAGAGGGACAUGGCUGGGAGAGGCGUGGCGUGUGGGGACACAUUGCCGUGCGGCAUUUCCAUCCGAAUUCGCAUGAAUGCUAUGGGAUCUUCCAAGGCCAGUCGACACUCCUCCUCGGAUGCGGAUCAAGCGACCCCAGCACGGCCAGCGGGUUACACGUCGACGUGCAUGUUGGGGAUGUGGUUAUCCUGCCGGCGGGCACGGCGCACUGCUCCGUCGAAAGUACCCCGGAUUAUAGAUACGUGGGUGUCUAUCCUAAGGGCUGUCCUCGAUGGAGGAAUGAGCUGGGCAAAGAGCCGAUCGACGAGAAGGCCUUACGAAAGGAGAUCCUGGCCGUGGCUUUGCCGACGCAGGAUCCCGUCACUGGUCCGGACGGCGCUGUAAUGAGGCUGUGGGGAAGGGAGCGGCCGCAUAGGAACCAGGACUGA